AUGUAAAGCAUUAAAAGUCAAACACGAAAAUAACGACGAGGAUAUGCUGUUGAGCGGUAUCAUAAGGUUCGCGAGAGGAUUCAUGAGACGGAGGGUAUCAUGGGCACUUUCUCCGAUGAAGAUAUCAGCGGAUGUGAACAGCUGCCAUGCCAAAACGGUGGUCUAUGUGAGAGCCACAAUGGAGCUUUCAGGUGCCUUUGCUCCAAACAAAGCCAAAACGGGCGCCUAUAUGGUGGAGAGAACUGCACAACUGCACUUUUAGGCUGUGAUGACAACCAAUGUGAGAACAGAGGAAUAUGCUCCCCCUCACAUGUCAAUGAUCAGCACACUUACACAUGCAUCUGCCUUGCUGGCUUCACAGGCCCGAAAUGCAAGACCCCCAGCGUCUUCUCAUUUGAGUCCCGAGGCUACAUGUACAUAGAGACUCAGCUUCUUGACACAGAGGCUCCUCUUAAUGUGACUUUCAGCUUCAGGACGGCAAGACCGCUUGGCACCCUCUUGCAGCGCAGAGUGGAAGACCUGCUCCUCAGCAUAGAGCUGACGGAGGGGCAUCUCUGCCUCCGCAGCCUGAGGGGUCAAGGCUCCAGCACGCUGGUUCAGGAGCUGCCGGAGUACUUGUCGAACAACAAGUGGCACACGGUGGAAGCAUCCCUGGGCGGCGUGGUCAGCCUCAUCAGGCUGGUCUGCACCGAAGGAAGCUGCACCGGAGACUCCAGCGCUGAAGUCCAGCUGCUGGAGCAAGCCUCUGCUCUCCCCGAGCCAGGAACAGUUCGUCAAAGUCUCUUUAUAGGAGCAGUCGGGGGGAACUGGGGUGCAGGCAGAGCAGCGGAUGAAGCAGACUACCCGCCUGCUUUUCUGGGCUGCUUCAGAGAUGUGCUAGUGGACUCACAUCUGGUGUUGCCUGCUAUAGUGCCAGAAGAUUCCGAUGCCCAGGAAAACAUCACUGAGGGAUGCAGCGACAAAGACAAGUGCGAUGACAGUCCGUGUCAGAACCGAGGGCGCUGCGUGAGCCAGGGCUGGAGGAACUACAUGUGUGAGUGCCACAGGCCUUAUGAGGGAAACAACUGUGCAGAGGAGUAUAUCACGGCAAGGUUUGGGAACAAGGACCUGGAGAGUUAUGCUUUCUUCUCAUUGGACGACGAACCAGGUGAUACUGUGGUUAUAUCCUUGUUUAUUCGCACCAGACAGUCCAGCAGCCUGCUCCUCAUCCUGGCUAACAGCACCAGCCAGUACCUCCGCCUGUGGCUGGAAGAGGGCAAGGUCAAAGUUCAGGUCAACAACUUUGAGACCCUCGUUGGACAGGGUGCGGUCAGUGAUGGACAUUUCCAUUUGGUGACUGUGAAGCUGGAAGGAAAAGCAGCCAUGUUGUUCCAGUCGGCCCAGAGCCAGGGCUCUAUGCCCAUCAGGCCCAUCCAGGCCCAUCCUGGGGAUCGGGUUUUUGUUGGGGGGCUACCAGACUCGAGGGCCUCUGCCUCGUUUGGGGGCUACUUUAAGGGCUGUGUCCAGGAUCUGAGGAUUAACAGCCAGCGACUGCAGUUCUAUCCCGUUGCAACUCCAGUGGAAUCUUACAGCCUGGAGCAACUCAUCAACGUUGCACAAGGAUGCAGCAGUGACAAUACCUGUGCUGUCAAGCCCUGUCUCAACGGGGGAGUGUGUUACUCCAUGUGGGACGACUUCAUCUGUAACUGCCCCCCCAACACUGCAGGGCAGCGCUGUGAGGAGGUGAAAUGGUGUGAGCUGUCUCCCUGCCCCACCACUGCUGUUUGUCAACAACGCUCUCAGGGCUUUGAGUGUUUCUCUAACGUGACAUUUCGGGUUGGAAGCAACAUUUUGCACUACCGGAGCAAUGGGAAGAUUAAGCGCAGCCUCGGCAGUGUCUCCCUCAGCUUCCGCACAAGACAGUCCACUGCCAUCUUACUGCAUGCACAAAGGGACUCAGACUACCUCAUCGUCUCCCUCCUGGACUCCCAUGUGGUCAUGGAGCUCCAGGCUGGGGCAGACACAGAUUCCCUCAAGGUGACAGUUCAAAGCGAGGGUCCGAUCCGUGAUGGAGAGUGGCACACUGUGGAGCUCAGCAUGGAGAACCUGAACCUCCCGACCUCCAGGUGGAUCAUGGUUGUGGAUGGAGGCAAGAAGGAGCUAAGCAUGUCCAAAACAGCUGCGGUCGACCUGGAUUUUCUUAAAGAGGGAGCAGACAUCUUCCUAGGGGGGUUGAGCUAUGACGCCGGGGUGAAGCUGUCUGGCUGUCUGGGCCUGGUGGAGAUCGGAGGCCUUUCUCUCCCUUUCCAGCUGGAAACAGAGUUGAACCUCCCCAGACCUCAGGAGGAGCAGUUUGUGAGGAUAAACAGCAACGCUGCCCCGCAAUACGGCUGCUGGGGAGCUGCCGUGUGUGCACCCAACCCUUGUAAUAACGAGGGUGUGUGUGAGGACCUGUUUGACCGGCACCGCUGCACAUGUCCUUCCGAGUGGACAGGACGACUGUGUCAAGUCCCAACAAACACCUGCAUCUCCAGCCCCUGCAUCUAUGGCCACUGCAUCAACCUACCCGGGGGAAUUAAGUGUGUGUGUGAGCCGGGGUACAGCGGCAAACAGUGUGAGGUGGAAGCUGAUAUGUGUGAAAACAGCAAUUGCAGCAAAGGCGCCACGUGCCUCAAAGGUUUCAGGAUCUACGCGUGCCUCUGCCCUCAGAGCUUCACGGGCCAAUACUGCGAGGAGAAAAUUCCUGAAAUCCCAUGGUACAUUGAGACUAAUCCACUUCCCCAGUUGCCGGUAUCGACAUGCACGGGUACAAAGUGGGACUACAGCUGCUUUAAUGGAGGGAGCUGUUCUAAAGCAGACCACACCUGUUACUGCCUGCCAGGUUUCACAGGACAGUGGUGUGAGAAGGAUGUCGAUGAAUGUGCCUCCAGCCCGUGUUUGAACGGCGGCUUCUGUGUCAACUACGUGAACAGUUUAGAGUGUGUGUGUGACAUUAAUUACUCAGGGCUACACUGCCAAAUUGACGUCAGCGACUUCUACCUGUACCUUUUCCUGGGCCUGUGGCAGAACCUCUUCCAGCUGGUGUCCUACCUUGUGUUGCGCCUCGACGAUGAGCCAGAAAUCGAGUGGGGAUUCUACAUUAAUGAAUAGGCCUGAUUGUUAUGUUCAAACUUGACUAAACUUGGUAGAGGGGCACACUGCAGUACAUUUGAACAAAUUAUACACCACAAGCAGAGAGCAUCUAGUUCCAUUAUAUUAGAGAGAAGACAGACCUCUACAGCUGAUAUCUCCAACACUCUGCAACUCACAACAAACUAUCUACAUUGAUAAAUUGCAAUUUUUUCUGAUCUCAGCUUUAGGUUUGAGUUCACAAGAAGAGACGAAGAACAAAUGAUAAUAUUUAAUAAUAAAUAUACAUUGUGUGAAACUGUAUUUCAUCUGGUGUAACGACAAGGUCAGUGAUAAAUGACUGGUUCUCAUACUGAAAACCACACAGAGUUUGCAUUGUGCCUUAAAAUGUAACUUUCUUUCUGUAGAGCACUGCUUUCUAAUCAGUGUAUGUUUUAUAACUGUCACACACACUCACAUACAGGUCUGAUCUACUGGAUAUGAAUAAAUGACCUCUCUAUAGCUAGAAAUAUUAUAAAUAUGCA
This is a messenger RNA of Cottoperca gobio, 3632 nucleotides long. RefSeq names its product protein crumbs homolog 1-like. The coding region runs from base 100 to 3129 and encodes 1009 amino acids. NCBI's taxonomy places the organism in Eukaryota, Metazoa, Chordata, Actinopteri, Perciformes, Bovichtidae. Gene Ontology annotation, molecular function: calcium ion binding; Notch binding. The transcript has 8 exons. The record is from RefSeq and is a predicted model, not a curated record. Gene Ontology annotation, biological process: Notch signaling pathway.